Messenger RNA from Epinephelus lanceolatus (giant grouper), 1864 nucleotides. NCBI's taxonomy places the organism in Eukaryota, Metazoa, Chordata, Actinopteri, Perciformes, Serranidae. The record is from RefSeq and is a predicted model, not a curated record.
AGAGACAGUAUAUGCUUCUUUCAUCAUGACUUUUGACAACAUGUGCAGGCUCACUCUGACUGCAGGUCUCUGUUUGAUCAUGGCCAGCUUGGCCUCUCCCUCAGCCUCUACCCCAGCCUCUCCCUCAGCCUCUCCCUCAGCCUCUACCCCAGCCUCUCCCUCAGCCUCUCCCUCAGCCUCUCCCUCAGCCUCUUCCCACAGGCUGGUGUGUUACUACAACAGCUUGUCUGAAAAAAGAGGGAAGUUCACGGUUUCAAAUAUUGAUCCAAACAAGUGUACCCACUUGAUCUACGCCUUCUCUGACAUUAACAAACAACACAGGCUGGUCCCGAGCACAGCAACUGACAUACUACGCUAUCAGGCCUUCAAUGGACUCAAAACCAGAAAUCCACUGCUUAAAACCCUGUUGGCUGUUGGUGGCCUGAACUUUAACACACAAAAAUUCAGUGCAAUGGUGGCAACACAACAAAACAGAGCAAAGUUUAUCAGGUCUGCUAUCACACUACUGAGAGCAAAUGGUUUCGAUGGGAUAAACCUUGACUGGCGGUACCCUGGAGGAGCUGGAAGCCGACCACAGGACAAGCAUAGAUUCACACUGCUGUGCAAGGAGCUCAAAGAGGCCUUUACGGCUGAGGGAACAGCAGAUAACCGAUUACUGAUCACUGCCAGUGUCUCUGCUGAGAAAGCAAUCAUUGAUGCCAGUUAUGAAGUCGCACAGAUUGCCAAGUACCUGGAUUUCAUUAAUGUGCUGACAUUUGACUUUCACGGACCCGGGAAAAGUGUCACAGGACAUCACAGCCCCUUAUAUCAGGGAUCCCAGGACACUGGAAACAACAUCUACGCUAACACUGACUAUGCCAUGCGGUACUGGAAGGACCAGGGAGCACCGCCACAAAAGAUAAACAUGGGGUUAGCGGCAUACGGGCGAGUUUUUAACCUCUCCUCUGCAUCCAGUGUUGUUGGAGCACCAGCCAGUGGUGCCGGUAUAGCAGGUCUCUUCACUGGUGAAGAAGGACUCUGGGCCUAUUAUGAGACUUGCCUUUAUCUUGAAAGAGUAGAAGUCCGGAUGAUCUCUGAUCAGAGCGUUCCAUACGCCACCACAGGAAAUCAGUGGGUUGGAUUUGACAACCACUACAGCCUUGAAGUUAAGACCAGUUACCUAAAGGCUAAUGACUUUGGAGGAGCUUUUGUCUGGUCUCUGGACCUGGAUGACACUAGUGGACAGUUCUGUAAACAGGGCAACAACCCUUUCAUCAGCCACCUGCACACUCUCCUGUGUCCAGGUUUUCCUGAUCUUACAGCAGCUCCCACAACUGGAGCUCCCACAACAGUAGCUCCAACAACAGCCGUUCCCACAACAUAUGCUGUCACAACAGCAGCUAAUACAGACCCAUGUAACGGACAGCAAUUUGGGCACUUUCCUGACAGUACUGACCCAACCUUUUUUUUCAACUGUGUCUUUGGGGAAGGCAUCAGGCAAAAAUGCCCAGCAGGGUUGACUUUUCAAGAAUCUUGUGGCACAUGUUGUUCUCCUGACCAUAUAGCCGCUCCCACAACAGCAGCUCCAACAACAGCAGCUCCCACAACAGCAGCUCCCACAACAGCAGCUCCCACAACUGUAGCUCCACUUAAUACAGAUCCAUGUAAUGGACAGCAAUUUGGGCACUUCCCUGACAGUACUGACCCAACCUAUUUUUUCAACUGUGUCUUUGGGGAAGGCAUCAGGCAAAAAUGCCCAGCAGGGUUGACUUUUCAAGAAUCUUGCGGCACAUGUUGUUCUCCUGACCAUACAGCAGCUCCCACAACAGCAGCUCCCACAACAGCUGCUCCCACAACAGCAGCUCCCACAACGAUCCAGUUCUGA